This is a messenger RNA of Clonostachys rhizophaga, 900 nucleotides long. The record is from the annotation of a GenBank genome assembly. NCBI's taxonomy places the organism in Eukaryota, Fungi, Ascomycota, Sordariomycetes, Hypocreales, Bionectriaceae.
AUGGACAACUCAGACCCCAACGCCUUCACCCUGCCCUUCCAGCUGACCAAGACGAUCCGGCGCGAUGUCUACCCGCUGCUGGAGCCCACCCAGCCUGAGCUGUCGGCCAAGGGCAAGACGGUGCUAAUAACCGGCGUGUCUGGGGGCAUAGGCAAGGCCAUCGCCGAAUCCUGGGCCAUCGCGGGAGCGUCCGGCCUCGUGCUCACGGGACGCAAGGGAGAUGUCCUCGAGCAUGUCGCUUCCCGGGUCCGCUCCCUCGCCCCGCCCGGCACCAAGAUCCUCGCCCGCACGGCUGACAUCACGAACGAGGCGUCCGUCACUGAGCUCUGGGCAGCGGCCAAGGAGGCCGUCGGCAAGGUUGACGUGCUCAUCAACAGCGCGGGUAGCCUCAACGGGGGCCCCAUCGGCGGUGUCGACACCGCCAGCUUCUUCACUGACUUCCAGGUCAACGUGCUGGGCACCUACCUGGUCACGCACCACUUCCUCGCCCAGGCCGAGGGCGCUGGCACCGUCGUUAGCUUCACUACGGGCGCCAUUGGCAUGGUGUUUCCUGGUAUGGCGGGCUACACGGCCUCCAAGCUGGCCCUCGCCCGCAUCAUGGAGAACUUGCACGCAGAGCACGUGGGGAUUCGCGUCUUCUCGCUCAUCCCGGGCAUCGUCGACACCGACAUGACGCUCGAGUCGCUCAUGCCGUACGCAAAGGAUACCCCCGAGCUCAGUGCCAGCUGGACGCUCUUCCUGUCCACCCCGCGGGCUGAGUUCCUGCGCGGCGGAAUAGUUAGCGUGAACUGGGACAUUGAGGAGAUGGAGGCGCACAAGGACCAGAUUGUUGGAGAGAACCUGCUCAGUCGGGCAUUCCUAAACGCUAAGCUCGGCAAGGAUGGGCACCCCUGGUCGUAG